This is a messenger RNA of Olea europaea var. sylvestris, 1403 nucleotides long. RefSeq names its product probable xyloglucan endotransglucosylase/hydrolase protein 8. The coding region runs from base 315 to 1211 and encodes 298 amino acids. Gene Ontology annotation, molecular function: hydrolase activity, hydrolyzing O-glycosyl compounds; xyloglucan:xyloglucosyl transferase activity. Lineage: Eukaryota; Viridiplantae; Streptophyta; Magnoliopsida; Lamiales; Oleaceae. Gene Ontology annotation, cellular component: apoplast; cell wall. The record is from RefSeq and is a predicted model, not a curated record. The transcript has 4 exons. Gene Ontology annotation, biological process: cell wall biogenesis; xyloglucan metabolic process.
CAACAAUUUGGAAACAUAUGUAGGCAGCCUGGCUUCUCCUCAAACUCAUCUGGCCAUCUUUUUCUAAAUCCUGUCGGUGUCUUUAUGUAGUACUCUAUAUUAAUAUAUAAUCGAACCCUUUUCGAUCGAUUCUCAGUUUUUUUAGUUGAACCGAUAGUUAAGGCUGCUUUUAUAAUAUGAAAUGAAGCAAGUUGUAUAUAUAUUACUAUUAGCAAUAUUAUGUUUGUCAAAUAGUGCAUAAAAAAUACUAUUUAUUGUUCAUAAUCUUUUCAAGAUCUUGCUGAGAAGCCUCAUUCUUCAAACUUCUACAGAAAAUGGAGAGAAGGGCUUGUUCAUGUUUCAAUCUUUUCUUCAUUGCAAUUCUUUUUACUUUAUUUGGUAAAUUAUCUAAAGCAGCAGAUUCAAAUUCAUUCGAAGAUAAUUUUAGUAAAAGCUGUCCAGACAACAAUUUCGAGACUUCUGAUGAUGGAUCAACCUGGUCCCUCUCCUUGGACAAACAAGCAGGUUGUGGUUUUAUAACCAAGCAAAGAUACAGAUUUGGGUGGUUUAGCAUGAAGCUGAAACUGGUGGGAGGCGACUCAGCUGGAGUCGUAACAGCUUAUUAUAUGUGUACUGAAAAUGCAGCAGGGCCAGAGAGAGAUGAACUGGAUUUUGAGUUCUUGGGGAAUAGAAGUGGGCAACCUUAUCUAUUACAAACAAAUGUGUACAAGAAUGGAACUGGUGGGCGUGAGAUGAGGCACAGUUUGUGGUUUGAUCCUACUGAAGAUUUCCACUCCUAUUCCAUUCUAUGGAACAAUCAUCAGAUAGUGUUUUUCGUGGAUAGAGUUCCGAUAAGAGUAUACAAAAAUGCAAACUACACGAACAACUUCUUCCCAAACGAGAAGCCAAUGUACUUAUUCUCAAGCAUCUGGAACGCAGAUGACUGGGCAACGAGAGGCGGCCUCGAGAGGACAGACUGGGAAAAGGCACCAUUUGUGUCAUCUUAUAAGGACUUCACUGCAGACGGUUGUCAGUGGGAAGACCCUUUCCCUGCCUGUGUAUCCACCACCACUGAUAACUGGUGGGAUCAGUACAAUGCCUGGCACCUUUCAGAGGGCAAUAAAAAGGAUUUUGCUUGGGUACAAAGGAACCUUGUAAUAUAUGAUUAUUGCAAGGAUACUGAAAGAUACCCAACUUUGCCUGAGGAAUGUUGGUUAAGUCCAUGGGACUGAUUCGGAGUUUUGGGAUUUUUGUUCGUCACAGUAAUAAUAUCUCGAGAUUGCGUUAAGUCAUAGCAGAUAAAUUCUUUGUUGCUUAGGUUACAAGUUUUCACUGGCUUCUAUAUGCUGUACUGCGUUACCAUUUGUACUGAGUUAUUGCAUUCAUUAAAUUUGAACUAUUUAUGCAAUAUAACAUUUUCAACA